AACACGAUCAUGGCCUUUCGGUCUGGUUUGCUCCUCGACCUCCAGUAUGAAUAGCUACAGUAAUUGGCAUUAUUUGCAUGUAUCUGUGCAGGCUUUGCAGGCGACAGCUUUGCCGCCAGCAGAGAAAACCUAGAGCCGAUUCCGCAUCGGAAACAGCAUCCUUAUUGUUGCGAGGCCGCUUUAAGCUCAUCUUAUCUCCUUAUUUAACGCUUUCUGCAUCGAGUUACUCAGGGACAUUGCAUCGCGAGCGCGCAGUGUGAGACCGGACAGUCGCGACAAGGGCUUUGGCGAGCGUCGUUCUAGGCCGCUCCACUUGCACCAAUCUUGCAGAGGUUGUCGAGGCAACUGGUCACACGUUCUGCGCCGACCUUGUGACGCGUAAACCCACCGGCGUGGCGACACGUCCGCGGGCGGGGCCUCGUCGAGGCGACCGCAAUUGCGAGGUUUGUCAUCCAAGGCGCUGGGCUUGCCACCUGCCGGCACUGCUCCGAUUCCAGCUUCGCAUCCAACUCAGAUCUUCCCUCUCACCUGCAUUACUUCUCGGCCCACUACCUUAGUACAAACCCGGAUCUUCUAGCACUUCCCGGCAGCGGAAGAAUGGCCUCCACAAGCGCCACCUCCACCGCCGCCACCGCCUCCACCGCCUCCAUCCCCGCCUCCUCCUGCCCGCCGCCCGACUACGACACGGCACUUGCCGUACGGCGGCGGCACUACGGCCCCAACACCUCGCUGUCGUACGAGCGGCCCAUCAUGUUCGUACGGGGGGCGGGCGCCUACCUGUACGACCAGGAGGGGGUGUCGUACCUGGACUGUGUCAACAACGUGUCACACCUGGGGCACGGCCACGCGGAGGUGGCGGCCGCCGUGUCCGCCCAGCUCCACACGCUCAACACCAACUCGCGCUACCUGCACCCGCAGCUGCCCGCCUACAGCCGCCAGCUGCUGCACACACUCAACAACAGCACAGCAGCAGCCUGUGCUAGCUGCGGUGGCGGGGGCUGCUGCGGAGGCGGCAGUAGCUGUGGCAGUGGCAGUAGCGCCUGCGGAUGCAGCAGAAGCAGCAGCGGCGGCGGCUGCUGUGCCGGCUCCAGCACUAGCAGUAGCAGUAGCAGACAGGGCUCCGGCGCGGCAGUAGCUCCAGCCGGGGCCGCAGCACCAACACCAGCACCAGUACCGGCCGGCUACCCCGCCUCUGCGUCUGCACCUUUUGCUGCUACUGCCGCUCCCGCAGCUACUGCCGCCGCUGCCGCUGCUGCCGCCCCCCUGGAGGUGCUGUACCUGGUGUGCAGCGGCAGUGAGGCCAACGACCUGGCGCUGAGGGUCAUUGCGGCGGCGCGGCCGGGAGCGACACACAUGGCGGUGAUGGGCGGCGCCUACCACGGCCACCUCACCUCGCUCAUCCCGCUGUCGCCCUACAAGUUCUGGGGGCGGGGCGGCGCCGGCCGGCCGCCACACGUGCACGUGGUGCCCUGCCCCGACCCCUACAGGGGGGAGCACCUGGACGGGCGGGCGGCGGCGCGGGCGGUGCUGGCGGCGGCGGCGCGGGCGGGCGGGCGGCUGGGCGGCUUCAUCGCGGAGAGUGUGCUGUCGUGCGGGGGCCAGGUAGUGCUGCCACCCGGGUACCUGCAGGGCAUGUACGAGGUACUGCGGGCGGAGGGCGUCAUCGUGGUGGCGGACGAGGUCCAGUGCGGCUUCGGACGCUGCGGCCGCGCCUUCUGGGGCUUCCAGACGCAGGGGGUGAUGCCGGACAUUGUGACCAUGGGAAAACCGAUUGGCAACGGCUACCCUCUGGCCGCCCUGGCCACCACCCGCGCCCUGGCCUCCGCCUUCUCCGCCGGCGGCAUGGAGUACUUCAACACGUACGGCGGCAGCACGGCGGCGGCGGCGGCGGCGGCGGCGGUGCUGCGGGUGCUGCAGCGGGACAACCUGCAGGCGCACGCACACCGGGUGGGCGAAUACCUGAUGGCCGCACUCAGGCGGCUGGCGGCGCCCGGCAGCACCGCCUCCACCGCCUCCACCGCCUCCCAUGCCUCCGCCUCCCAUGCCUCCGCCUCCGCCUCCCCUGCCGCCGCCGCCGCCGCCCCGCUGCCGGGCCACGCGGUGGAGGUGCUGGGUGACGUGCGCGGCAUGGGCCUGUUCAUUGGCAUCGAGAUCGUCCGCGACCGGGCCUCCAAGCGGCAUGCGCCCGUCACUGCCAAGUGGCUCAAGGAGCGGCUGCGGUCCCGGCACGCGCUGCUGAGCACUGACGGGCCGUACGACAACGUCAUCAAGAUAAAGCCGCCACUGGCCUUCGGGCGGCGGCAGGCGGACGAGCUGGUGGAGCGGAUGCGUCAGGUGCUGGCUACCGAGCUGACGGCGGCGGUGCGCUCCCAGCUGGAGGCGGCGGAGGAGGCGCACUGGGCGGCGGUGGGAGCGCCCCUCAUGCACACAUACCGCAGCAACGAGAAGGAGCUGGGGAUGGCGGGGGUGGUGGGGGCGGAGGGGGCACCAGGAGGAGGGGGAGGAGGGGCGGGGGUGCAGCAGCUGGUGUCGAGGCUGUAAUGAGGCACGUGUGCUUGUGUGCUUCAAAACAAAAUUAAGCCCGCCCAGGUGGCGCCGGAUUGAUGUGUGCGUGUGUGUGGUGUGGUGUCAGGGGUGAGGGGUGCUUUGUGUGGUGUGAUGCGAGUGGGUGGCGAGGAUAGGUUUAAGGUAGGGCACCCGGACUAAACUGCAAGCUACGAGAGCGCGGUGAUACCGGUAAGCUGAUCGGGUGAGGAGAUGAGCGGUCCCCAGCGGGGUAGCGCCACUGUGGUGGUGGUGGCGGCGGUUGCGGCGGCUGCGCACCUGAAGCAAGGACUUUGUGUGGUGCCGACGUGCAAACGCAACCUGUUGCAGCCGGUCACCAAAUACCGUACGACACAUGCGAUUGCGGCUCUCACUUAUGUGACUCGUAAAUUACCGGGCAUGUUGUUGCCCGCUCGCUGACCGCUUACCAUUUUGCUUUCACAGCUGCGGGGGGCGGGCGUGAAAGCCGUGAUGCAACGACAUCCCGUAUUUGACGAUUAAAGUUGUCUUUGCGCGCAAGUAUGCGGAAAGCGGUGUGUGUGUGUGUGUGGGGGGGGGGGCAAUUGUGCGAAGAGCCGAACUGGGAA
Chlamydomonas reinhardtii is the source of this 3131-nucleotide messenger RNA. RefSeq lists its product as uncharacterized. Gene Ontology annotation, molecular function: pyridoxal phosphate binding; transaminase activity. The transcript has 12 exons. The record is from RefSeq and is a predicted model, not a curated record. Bases 598 to 2541 code for a protein of 647 amino acids. Gene Ontology annotation, cellular component: mitochondrion. Lineage: Eukaryota; Viridiplantae; Chlorophyta; Chlorophyceae; Chlamydomonadales; Chlamydomonadaceae.